Messenger RNA from Acanthoscelides obtectus, 1060 nucleotides. Lineage: Eukaryota; Metazoa; Arthropoda; Insecta; Coleoptera; Chrysomelidae. The record is from the annotation of a GenBank genome assembly.
GCAACAAAGUUUUGGGCAAUGAUGCUAUGAAACAGAGAAAGAUUUGAAAUACUUUCAAACAUUCAAAGGUAAAUUUCAGAAGAGACCUACACUGGACAGAAUGUUCGCUUCGACGUCACAAAGAAAUGAUGAUGGUUUGCGGGCGUCUUACAAUAUCUCGUUACUUAUAGCAAAAUCCGGAAAACCGGAUACUAUCGGAGAGAAGUUAAUUUUGCCAGCCAUUGAAGAGGUUUUAAAAACUGUUUUACACAAACCUGCAUCUGCUAUCAUUAAAAGAAUUCCCUUAAGCAACAAUACUAGUAUUGAUGAAAUGAGUUCUGAUAUUGAAAGCUUCUUAUGUAAUUAUUUGCAAACGACCCAUUUCUCUAUACAACUGGACGAGUCAACUUUACCUGAUAAUGCAGCAUUAUUAUUGGCAUAUGUUCGUUUUAUUAUGAAUCAAGAAAUCUACGAAGAACUGCUCUUCGCAAGAACUUUGAUAACCAACACUAAAGGUGGAUCAAUAUUUCAUGUUUUGAAGGAUUACUUCAUUGAAAAAGCAAUUCCUUUAUCAAAUAUAAUAUCAGUAGCAACAGAUGGAGCACCUGCCAUGGUUGGACGUUAUCGUGGAUUUAUAAGCUAUUUAAAACAAAAUGUGUCAGGGGUGUUAGCAAUACAUUGCGUCAUCCAUCGACAACAUUUAGUUGCUAAAAAUUUGAGUGUUAGAUUGCAUGACUCACUUUAUUUAGUCAUUGAUGCAGUAAACCGAAUCCGAAACAACGCGUUGAAUACGCGGUUAUUUGCACAGUUGUGUGAAGAAAAUGACGAACACUUUCAUCAAUUACUCCUUCACACUGAAGUACGCUGGCUGUCGAAAGGCUUAUGUUUGACAAGAUUGUUUGCACUUUUUGAGACUAUUUUAGAAUUUCUAGAUACUAAAGAUAAAAUUUUAAAAGAAAAUUUAAUGAAGAGGAAAACAGACAUCGCCUAUUUAACAGAUUUGUUUACAAAAUUUAAUAUGGUUAAUUUGCAAUUACAAGGAGACAGUUUAAAUUUGAUUAAAACAAAGUCCAUCUUAUGA